AUGACGAUCGAACUGUCAAACGGCCAAGAGCGCCACGAUGCAUCCACCGAUCUCGUCCAGACAGCGUUGCCGGCAGCGUUGCCGGCAGCGUCGUCAUCCUCGUCCUCUUCCGCCAACCGCACUGCCACAUCGCCAGACCUGAUCUAUACGCUGCUUGGACACUCCAAGUCCAUAACUGCUCUCUCAUUCUCGCCUUGCGGUACGCUGCUAGCCACCGCAUCCGCCGACUGCACCGCCAAACUCUACUCGGUUGCUACCGGAGCCCUGAUCCACACGUUUGCUUCUCACCACACCUCGGGCAUCAACGACCUGAGUUGGUCGGGCGAUAGCGUCUACCUGGCGUGCGCAUCCGACGAUCGAUCCGUCAAGAUUUUCAAUGUGGUCACACAUCAACUCGUGCGUAAUUUCACCGAGCACACCUCGUACGUGCUGUGCGUCGCAUACAAUCCACAAUCGACGCUCGUGGUCUCGGGAUCGUUCGAUGAAACCGUACGGCUGUGGAAUGUGACGCGCAACAAAUGUCAUCGUGUCAUCUCUGCGCACUCCGAAGCCGUAACCGGUGUUGCGUUCAACAGCGAUGGCACCAUGAUCGUUUCUUCGUCGUACGACGGUUCGAUCCGGCUGUGGGAUACCACCACGGGAGCGUGUCUGAAGACGUUGAUGCACAAAGAUCAAUCUGCAUUGGGCGGAGUCAUGUUCACUCCAUCCAGCGCGCAGCUGAUCGCCACCAGCCUGGAUUCCACCAUCCGAAUGUGGGACGUAUACAACUCCAAGAUUGUUAAAACUUAUACGGGCCAUUCGAACCUCAAGAUCGCCAUUACGGCCAAACUCGCACGUUUUCAUCCGCAACCCACUUUGUCCACAAAAUCAGCUUCGGUAGCGGUCAUCUGCGGCAGCGAAGAUGGCAAAGUCACCAUGUGGGAUGUCCAGUCUAAAGAGAUGCUGACCCACUGGCAGGCGCAUAAGGAUUCCGUGGUCGCAGCUUCCCUCCACCCCACCGCUCGCAUCGUAGCCACGGCUACCGUCGAGCCUGAAAGCUCGGUCAAGCUAUGGUACUUUCCGGACUAG
This is a messenger RNA of Mycosarcoma maydis (corn smut), 1068 nucleotides long. Its product is annotated as putative wd-repeat protein 5. The transcript has a single exon. Lineage: Eukaryota; Fungi; Basidiomycota; Ustilaginomycetes; Ustilaginales. The coding region runs from base 1 to 1068 and encodes 355 amino acids. Gene Ontology annotation, molecular function: protein binding. The record is from RefSeq and is a predicted model, not a curated record.